AUGACGACUAGAACUCAAGACUUAAAUACUAGGCCUUCACUGAUGUCGAUUGCACCAAGUGGACGAAAUGCUGGAGCCGGUAUACAAAUGUCAAAUGCAAGUGCAAGGCCUUUCAGGCCGUGCGCAGACUGUACAUGCUCACCAGGGUUAUUAUCGAGACAAAACAGGAGGUCUUCUUUGUUCUUAAAGCAGCUGGAGAACAGCAGGAGGAGAAACGCUAGAAAGCGCGGCAGUAGUGCGGGGACAGGCUCUACCGGCAAUGAAUCGAUUUAUUCCUCGGAUUCACUGUGUCAGUCAAAUAGAGAAAUGAAUACAACAGGUAGAUUGUUGAGUUUGAGGAAAUUGAUGAAGAAAAGAGAUUUAUGCUGUUACAUCGUUCCCAGCGAAGACGAACAUCAGUCAGAGUAUGUUUCGUUCGCGGAUGAAAGGAGGGCGUUCAUUUCUGGCUUUACAGGUUCGGCAGGUGUCGCAUGUAUAACAAGAAAUGUGUUGAAUUUCAAUGAGAAUGACCCUGAUGGUAGCUCCGUGCUGAGUACUGAUGGACGUUAUUUCAAUCAAGCAUCGCAAGAGUUGGAUUUUAACUGGACCUUGUUAAGACAAGGCGAAGAUAAAUUGACUUGGCAACAAUGGUGUAUUCGUGAGGCAAAAGAAAUGUCUUUGGGUCUGGGAGGUAAAACUGUAAAAAUUGGUGUUGAUCCAAAAUUAAUUAGCUAUGAACAAGUGAAAGCCUUUGGGAAACUCAUUCAAACAGAGGUUUUAGAAUCCGAGAGUGCCUCCGUUGAGCUAGUGCCGGUGGAGGAAAAUUUAAUAGAUUGCAUAUGGAGUGAAUUUGAGCCCGUACCAGAAAGAAAGUUGAAUGAACUGGUACUUUUGAACUUUGAAUAUUGUGGUGAGGAAUACAAAGACAAGAAACAACGUCUAAUGGAAACUCUACACAAAGAUUACCACGAAUCACAAACUUUAGCAGUUGUUGCAUUGGAUGAGAUUUGUUGGUUCCUAAAUUUAAGGGGUUCGGACAUUCGAUACAACCCUGUUUUUUAUGCAUAUUUAUUAAUCCAAAAGGAUGCAACUAUUCUUUUCACAGAUAACGAAUUCAGUGAGGAAAUUGCACUCUAUUUCAAGGAUAACCAGAUCACUGUCAAGCCGUACAAGGAAGUGUGGAACCAACUACGUGACUGUUGUAUUGAAUUAUCAAAGAGUGAAAAGCCUAAAACCUUUUUAAUCCCAGACAAUUCCUCGUGGCAAUUGGUUCGCCAAAUUUCCGCCUCGCCAUGCAAAAUGAUUCAUUCACCAAUCGAUAUGUUCAAGUCUAUCAAAAAUACGAACGAAAUCAGAAAUGCACGUUCUGCUCAAGUCAAAGAAGCUGUAUGUUUGGCGCAAUACUUCGCGUGGUUGGAGGAUCAACUGGUCAAACACGAUGCGCUCAUUGACGAAUACAGUGCCGCAGAAAAAUUGGAUCAAAUCAGAAAGACCCAAAAACACUAUAUGGGUAAUUCCUUCGAGACUAUAUCCUCAACAGGUGCGAACGCAGCAGUGAUACACUAUUCACCACCAGCAGAAGGAUCCUCGAUGAUUGACCCAACUAAGAUCUACCUAUGUGAUUGCGGUUCGCAGUUUACGGAGGGCACAACCGACAUAACAAGAACAAUCCAUUUCACAGCCCCGUCCAAAGAGGAAGUCACCAACUACACCUUGGUUUUGAAAGGCAACCUAGCUGUAGAGAGACUUCAUUUUCCAGAGGGCACGACGGGAUUCCACAUUGAUGCGUUGGCGAGACAGUUCCUAUGGUCACAUGGUCUAGACUACAGACACGGGACAGGCCACGGCAUCGGCUCUUUCCUAAACGUCCAUGAGGGUCCUAUCGGUAUCGGACCCAGGCCCAACUUAUUGAAGUUUCCCCUUAAGUCAGGCAAUAUCAUCAGCAACGAACCGGGUUACUACAAAGAUGGCGAAUACGGCAUCAGGAUAGAAAACGAUAUUCUAGUCAAAGAGUCUUCUGGCGGCCUUUUCGAGGGCAAAAAAUUUCUUUCGUUUGAGAAUCUCACUCUAGUUCCCUACUGUAAGAAGCUCAUCAAUGUCAAAAUGCUGACCAAGGAAGAAAAGCUGCAAGUUAACGAGCACCACGCAAGGAUCUGGCAUUCUAUCAGACCCUUCUUGCAGCCCCAAAGCAUAUCGUACAAGUGGCUGAAGAGAGAAACCGCUGCGAUAUGA
Messenger RNA from Zygotorulaspora mrakii, 2211 nucleotides. It is a transcript of the gene FRA1, whose product is annotated as aminopeptidase P. The record is from RefSeq and is a predicted model, not a curated record. Lineage: Eukaryota; Fungi; Ascomycota; Saccharomycetes; Saccharomycetales; Saccharomycetaceae. Bases 1 to 2211 code for a protein of 736 amino acids. Gene Ontology annotation, molecular function: metalloaminopeptidase activity. The transcript has a single exon.